This is a messenger RNA of Equus quagga, 2681 nucleotides long. It is a transcript of the gene COCH, whose product is annotated as cochlin. The coding region runs from base 190 to 1839 and encodes 549 amino acids. The transcript is spliced from 12 exons. The record is from RefSeq and is a predicted model, not a curated record. Lineage: Eukaryota; Metazoa; Chordata; Mammalia; Perissodactyla; Equidae.
CGGGCGCGGCGGGCAGAUCCCACUCAGGUGCGGGGCCCGGGCGUCCAGCGCGGGCGUGGGGUUCCUGACGCCUGGCUGUGCGUGCCGUCCUUUGUCGCUCGCAUCUUGUCUGUCUGUCUUCACAGUGCACCCUCCGUCGCGGUCCUGGGUUGCACGCCGACUCUAGGUGCGAGCCGCCCCCCGACUACCAUGUCUGCAGCCUGGAUUCCCGUCCUCUGCCUCGGUGUCUGUCUGCUGCUGCCGGAGCCCGCGGGCAGCGAGGGAGCCGUUCCCAUCGCUAUCACGUGCUUUACCAGAGGCCUGGACAUCAGGAAGGAGAAAGCAGAUGUCCUCUGCCCAGGGGACUGCCCUCUUGAGGAAUUGUCUGUGUUUGGGAACAUCGUGUAUGCUUCUGUAUCGAGCAUAUGUGGCGCCGCCAUCCACAGAGGAGUAAUCGGCAACUCAGGGGGACCCGUGCGAAUCUAUAGCCUACCAGGUCGAGAAAACUAUUCCUCAGUCGUUGCCAAUGGCAUCCAGUCUCAGACGCUGUCCAGGUGGUCUGCUUCUUUCACAGUGACAAAAGGCAGAAGUGGUACCCAGGAAGCCACAGGACGAGCGGUGUCCACAGCACGUCCAGCAACAGAAAAACGACUAAAGAAAACACCUGAGAAGAAAGCUGGCAAUAAAGACUGCAAAGCAGACAUUGCGUUUCUGAUCGAUGGAAGUUUUAAUAUUGGGCAGCGCCGAUUUAAUCUACAGAAGAAUUUUGUUGGGAAAGUGGCUCUAAUGUUGGGAAUUGGAACAGAAGGACCACACGUGGGCCUAGUUCAAGCCAGUGAACAUCCAAAAAUAGAAUUUUACUUGAAAAACUUUACAUCAGCCAAAGAUGUUUUGUUUGCCAUAAAGGAAGUCGGUUUCAGAGGGGGUAACUCCAACACAGGAAAAGCCUUGAAGCACACCGCCCAGAAAUUUUUCACAGCAGACACUGGAGUGAGAAAAGGGAUCCCCAAAGUGGUGGUGGUAUUUAUUGAUGGCUGGCCUUCUGAUGAUAUCGAGGAAGCAGGCAUUGUGGCCAGAGAGUUUGGCGUCAAUGUAUUUAUAGUUUCCGUGGCAAAGCCUAUCCCUGAAGAACUGGGGAUGGUUCAGGAUGUUGCAUUUGUUGACAAGGCUGUCUGUCGGAAUAAUGGCUUCUUCUCUUACCACAUGCCCAACUGGUUUGGCACCACGAAAUAUGUAAAGCCUCUGGUGCAGAAGCUCUGCGCUCACGAGCAAAUGAUGUGCAGCAAGACCUGUUAUAACUCGGUGAACAUCGCCUUUCUAAUUGACGGCUCCAGCAGUGUUGGAGACAGCAAUUUCCGCCUCAUGCUUGAAUUUGUUUCCAACAUAGCCAAGACUUUUGAAAUUUCGGACAUUGGUGCCAAGAUAGCUGCUGUACAGUUCACCUAUGAUCAGCGCACAGAGUUCAGUUUCACUGACUAUAGCACCAAAGAGAAUGUCCUGGCCGUUAUCAGAAACAUCCGCUACAUGAGUGGCGGAACGGCUACUGGUGACGCCAUUUCCUUUACUGUUAGAAACGUGUUUGGUCCCAUGAGGGAUAGCCCCAACAAGAACUUCCUGGUGAUUGUCACAGACGGGCAGUCCUACGAUGACGUUCGAGGUCCUGCAGCUGCUGCACAUGAUGCAGGUAUCACCAUCUUCUCUGUUGGUGUGGCUUGGGCACCUCUGGAUGACCUGAAAGAUAUGGCCUCUAAACCAAAGGAGUCACAUGCUUUCUUCACAAGAGAGUUCACAGGAUUAGAACCAAUUGUUUCCGAUGUCAUUAGAGGAAUUUGUAGAGAUUUCUUAGAAUCCCAGCAAUAAUGGUCACAUUAUGACAAGUGAAAGAAAAACUGCAAGGGGAUAUAAUGUAUAAGUUAUAUUCUCGUAAUACUGAAAUACUAUAUAGCAUACCAGGAUCAGAUAUAAAACUGUUAAAGAUGCCAGCAACUAUUUUAAGCAAAUAAGCAUUCAUUUAAAGCUACUACCAUCUAAUUACAAUUUAGACCUAAUUGUUCAAAACACUCUGCUGAGGCUUCAUAAUCAUGAUCCUUAAAAACUCAGGAAAGAGGAAAUAUCGUGGAUUAAAAUCUUACGAGUUCUAACAUGAAUAUUAAAUGUAUAGAUAUUUAUGCAAAUUCCAUAGCUCAAUAAAAGAAUCUGAUACUUAGACCAAAAGGAACAUUCCUUCUCUAAUCAUUCUAUAUUAUAUAAGGAAAAUGAAAGAGAAACUUAAAUAGAAAGCAGCUCUUUAACUUAGUUCAAAUAUAAAUAUUUUGACCGAAGUAGAUGUUGUCUUAAAACCAAUCAGUAAUAGUUGUUACUUAAUAUACUAAAAAGUUAUAAUCAGUCACAGAAGAAAUGGAAGGGAAUUCGGUAUCAAGCUUUUGUAGUAUAUUUUCAUAGUAACUUAGAACUGAAAUACCACACUGAACAAGAUAGCAGGAUUGCCUGGUAUUUUUCUAUAUCAAUUUUAUAUGUGUGUAGAUAUAUUUGUCUUGUACUCUAAAAUAGUAAUCUAUGUACUGAAAAAAGGUUAAGGUGGUAAAUUUUCACUUAACACAAACAUUUAGCUUUAAAGAAAAGCACGUAUUUCAAAUAGCAGAACUGCAGGAAAAAAUAUUGUAGUUUGAGUAUUUAAGCAAUAAAACUGCUAACGACUAUUA